Fusarium musae is the source of this 1530-nucleotide messenger RNA. RefSeq lists its product as uncharacterized. The transcript has a single exon. Gene Ontology annotation, cellular component: cytosol. NCBI's taxonomy places the organism in Eukaryota, Fungi, Ascomycota, Sordariomycetes, Hypocreales, Nectriaceae. The record is from RefSeq and is a predicted model, not a curated record. Bases 1 to 1530 code for a protein of 509 amino acids. Gene Ontology annotation, molecular function: deaminase activity.
AUGAAGUUUGAACAAGCUCUUUAUGUUGCUACGUCGCUUGUCGGCAAUGUAACUGGUGUUGCCGCUAGUAACAAGCUCUUCUCCGGUGCCACUAUUAUUGCUUGGGACGAAUCUGAUCCAGAGCCUCGCGUAAUUCGCAAUGGCUAUUUAUUAGUCGAGGGCGACCGGAUCGCAAGCAUCGCCACUUCCAAGCCAUCCCGGCUUCCCAGAAAUACCGAGGUCAUCGAUGCUACCGACCAGAUCAUAAGCCCCGGCUUCAUCGACACGCAUCGUCAUGGUUGGCAGACAGCCUUCAAGACACUUGGAUCCAACACUACCCUGGCUCAAUACUUUGGACGUUACGGAGAGUUCGCAGCUGCACCCCAUUUCAAUGCCGAAGACGUUUACUGGGGGCAGUUAGCAGGACUCCUCGAGGCCCUGAACGCCGGAGUCACAACUUCGCUAGACCAUGCCCAUCAUACUUGGUCGAAUGAAACAGCUUAUGCGGGUCUCAAUGCCUCAAUUGAGAGUGGUGCUCGUGUAUUUUGGGCUUAUGCUUUCCAUGAUGUUCCGUCCUUGAACUACACAGUUAAGGAUCAGAUUCCUAACUUCGUUGACAUGGCUGAGAAUGGCCUUCUGCAAGACAGCAAUGUUGAGAUAGGAAUUGCGUAUGAUUCCUUCGGCCCAAACCCUCCAGAUGUCGCAAAGGAGGUUGCAAACCUGGCACGAGAAUUUAAUGUCUCGGUUGUUACAACCCACUCUCUUGCUGGACCCUUUGGAGUCUCCAACCUUCCCGAGGACGUUCACUCCUUUGACCUGCUCAACACGUCGAUACCAGUCGUCUUUUCUCACGGCAGCUUCCUCACGGCCACUGGCGCCAACCUUCUUCGUCAAACAAACCAAUAUCUCUCUAUCACUCCGGAGUCGGAGAUGCACUACGGACAUACGCAUCCACACUCUUACUAUAUCCAGAAUCAGGCUGCGCUCGGCGUCGACACCCAUUUCACCUACUCAACCGACAUUUUAACGCAAGCCCGAAUCUGGUUGCAAAGCGUGCGCUAUUUCUUCUUUGACAAGGUACUCUCCGGGUGGGAGGUGCCCAAGAAUAACCCAAUGAGUGUUGUUCAGGCUUUUUCGCUUGCAACUCGAGCCGGAGGUCUCGCACUUCGCCGUCCAGAACUUGGAGUCAUCCGUGAAGGAGCAAAGGCAGACCUAAUUGUUUGGAAUGCAGCCGAGUCACCCUCACUGCUGGGGUGGACAGACCCCAUUGCUGCAAUUAUGCUGCAUGCCAGCGUUGCUGAUAUCUUGCAUGUCAUGGUGAAUGGGGACUUUGUGAAGCGGGAUGGAAAGCUAGUUAUCGCUAACUAUUCAACGAUCAGACGAAGCUUUCUUGAGAGUGCUAGACGGAUAAAGAAUAUUUAUAGAGAAUUUGACUACCCAAGCCUUGAAGGGAAGUUCAAUGGAGGGGGCUUUUACUAUGGAGAGGCAAGGGUUGCAGACACUGAGAGAGGUACGAAUAACGGGUAUGGAGGGCUACAUCUAUUGGAAUAG